This is a messenger RNA of Porites lobata, 10382 nucleotides long. Lineage: Eukaryota; Metazoa; Cnidaria; Anthozoa; Scleractinia; Poritidae. The record is from the annotation of a GenBank genome assembly.
AUGUAUUUUGCAGUGAGUUGUCAGCAGUAUUUAGAAGAUAGUUACCAGACCAGUGGAGUGUACCGAUUAUUUGUCGAUGGUCCUUGUAAAAGACCAGUCAAGACUAUUUGUGACCAGUCGAAACUUUACGGAGGAGGAUGGACUCUUCUGGUAAUAUAAACUUUCUACGCCACUUUACGUAUGAAAAUGGGAAUAAAGUAAGAUGGCAAAAUAGGGUCCAUUUGUAGGGCAUACUGGUUCUAACUAGAACUGCCCUGGAUUGCCCCAUGUAAGAGAAACCAAGAUUCUGGAUUUUACGCCGUGGAUUCUGGAUUCUAGGUACUGGAUUCCACCCCACAAGCAUUCGGAUUGAAUGAACUGGGUCUCGAGAAAUUGGACAAAAUUUUACGUUUGACCAUUCAAAUGAAACCUCAUUACUAGCAGCUGCAGUGUUUUUCUAAGUUAUUAGUUCAAUAUGACGUUCGCAUACUUUCUUGAAUUUAAGUUCUGAACAGCACUUCUAAGAGUUGAAUGAAUAAACUGGGAAGUGAGUAGAAACCCGUCGUUUGGCAAGCCUGAAUAGAUCUAGAAUAAUGGAGUGUUUUUCUGAAUUUGAAAAACUGAACGCUGCAAACUGAUAACGUUAUUUGCUUUUUUUUUUGGGGGGGGGUUAAGACAUGUUAUAUUUGUGACCAAGUUCUAUUCUCGAUUACAAAACAAAUGUUGAUCUAUGAAUGACUAUAUAUCAUCUUUGAACGAAAUGAAAUCGUGUGUCAGAUUGAGGUUGGAAACCAACUCGUUUUUUUUCAUUUUCCAACCUUUAGGUGCAAGUCAUUUCUAACAGUGGAUGGAACCAAGGAACAGUGUUUCAAAGAAACUCUUAUGCCAGUGCUCGCAAAUUAAAACAGUCGGAUUUCUCCAUUUUAGGAAAAGCGAAUACCAUUAAGUCUGACUCACUUAAUGAAAGUCCCUUCUAUUACCGGCUUGAUGCAAAAGAGGUUGGCCGCUGGGGCGGAGUAUGGCAGGCUCCAAAUCACUACACUUUUACCGGGACAUUUAGCAAUUUAACUGGUGUAUCUUUGAUAAAAAAGUUCGACAACUGGACAAGCGGUCCUUUUGCUAUUAGCAACCGCAUGCCUUGGUUACCGAAAGGGGAUGAGUUUGCAUUGCUGACUACAAACAGCAGAAUGAUACAAGAAAUUCCCUGGGGUACCAUAGUGACCCGGAAGAAUUGGCCUUCACCCUGGAUAUAUGAAAAGAUGCCUUUCCCUAGGCGAAUAUGGUACUGGUUAAAAGAGAACAAGAAAGGUAUGUGUUUUUAUUGGCUAGCAAGAAAAAGUGUAGACCGGUAUCCAUACCGCCUACCAAGCAAUAAGUUUGUGGAAUAUCCUAUUUUAGUCGCAUAAACCUCGGCCUUAGCGCCAUAUACUCGCAUGCCGAUAUAAUGUGGACAAAAAUUAAUUAAGGUGCUGUGACGGUCGCCUGGGCAAGUAGGCCAUUUCCGAGUGCCUCAAGUCCUCGUUUCUAAGCGAGGCUAACUGCGAAGCCAGAGAUAUGUUUUUUUUUCUGUAACCGAAAUAUGAAAAUAUUUUUUUCUUCUCACGCAAAAAACUCAUUUGCACAAAAAAAGGUUUUGCACUUAGCCUCGUUUUGAGAGUGAGAAUUUUUUGCCUAUUAAAGGACACCCAAAGCAGUAAAACCUUACAUACAUACAUACAUACAUACUUUAUUGGCUCGUCCCCACGGGGCUUUUCAGAGUCAAUUUUACAUUACAAAAUUAUAAACCAAGUACAUGACAAUAAGAAUAUAACAAUGAUAAAAGAAGACAAAGGUCAAUAAAAUUAAUAAAAUUAAUUAAAUAAAGCAGUCAUUAAGAAGCUUUUGCCUGAGUGAACACUUGAAUUCCGUCACGGAUGGGCUAAGUUUGAGCGCAGGCUGCAACUCAUUCCAGAGAGAGGUUGCUCUAUAUUGAAAGGUCCUUUGGCCGCUGGCAGUGCGGAAGAGUGGUAUGUUCAAAAGUUGAGAAUUUCUCGUGUUCCUUGUCGAGACGGCGGAUCUUCCAACGAGCUUUGAUGUCAAAUACUCCGGAGCACAACUCGUCAUGCACUUAAAAACCAGAACAGCAAAACGAAAAUAAAGUUGUUGCCUGAUUGGUAGCCAGCGCAAGUCUUUUAGCAAAGGAGUUAUGUGAUCGAAUUUUUUAGCGCCGCUCAAAAUACGACAAGCGAAAUUCUGUACUGCUUGGAGCUUGUCCAGAUUAGUUUGAGUAGUAUUGCUCCAAACAGAAGAGCAAUAGAAUAAUUUACUAAAUACUAAGGCAUUUAUAAUAAUAAUUAGCGCGUGUUUAUUAAAAAUAUGCUUAACGCGGUUAAUUUGGCCCAAACGUGACAUGCAUGAGGAUACAGUAGAAACAAUAUGCUCAUUAUAUGUUAAGUUAGAGUCCAGUGUGACACCAAGGUCUCUUGCAGCCUUAACGGGCUCGAGUUCCUUCCCCAAUAGAAAUAGCCUAAAGUCGCUAACCUUAGCAGUCAUUUGCCGGCUGCCGAAUAUCACUAGUUUUGUUUUAUCUGGGUUGAGUAAAAGCUGAUUAUCAAAGCACCAAUUCCUAAUGCUUAACAAGUCCUUGUUCAUUUUUUUCUAUCGUUUCGUGCUGAUCGCGGAGUUGAAAUGACAUGAGAAGUUUGGUAUCGUCGACGUAACACUGCGAUGUACAAUUUUCUGGCACAGAAGGGAGAUCAUUAACGUAGAUGUUAAAGAGUAAUGGGCCAAGGAUGCUCCCUUGUGGAACGCCAGAGCUAACAGGUAGUUUGGUCGACAGAGUUGUAUUUAUUCGCACAAAUUGGUAUCGCGAGGUUAAAUAGCUUCCGAGCCAUUUUAUCGCAGGUCUGGACGCACCAAUGUCCUGUAACUUAGCGAGGAGUAUUUGAUAGUCAAUACUGUCGAAAGCUUUGCUUAGAUCAAGAAGGACAACUGCAGUCAGUUUCUUUUUGUCAAUGGCAUUUAGGAUUUCGUCAGUUGUUUGAAUGACAGAUGUUUCCGUUGAAUGCCACUGUUUAUUUCCGCUUUGUUUGGAUGAUAAACGGCCUCUCGAAAGUAGAUAUGACGUAAGUUGAUUGUGAACGACACGUUCACAGACUUUAGAAAGGACAGGGAGUAAUGAAAUCGGUCUAUUAUUGUUUGGAAUAUCGUGGUCUCCAGCCUUGAGUAUCGGUGUCACUUCAGCUGUUUUCCAGGCCAAAGGGAAGGUGUCAAACUCAAAGGUAGCAUUAAUAAUAGACGUUAACGAUGGCAAGAUAGCAGGCAAACAAUCUUUGAUCACAUGGAUUGGGAUUUUAUCAAUCCCAGGGGCCUUACCACUCGCCAUUGAUGUGACAAUUUUUUGUACCUGUUCGCACUUCACUGCGUUGAAGGUGAACUGCUCUGACAAUGGGUAGAUUCUCGGAAUAAAUGAACAUUGAUUAAGAGUAUAAUUCGAUUCCUCUGCCAAUUUAGCAAUUCUGUUGAUGGUACUCUUUCCUACAGAGGAAAAGAAAUUAUUAAAUUCAUCAGCAACAAUUUUGUCAUCUUUGGAAUAAUUCCUUUGAGAAGCGGACUUCUUGGGUAUGCACAAGCGGAUUGCUCUCCAGAGGCAAUUAGAGUUGUUUUUGUUGUUUACAACUUGCUCCGCGAUGAAUAUUUUCUCAGCCGUCCUUAUUUCAUGUUUGACUUCGCGACAAAGGUUUUUGUAUUCAGACCAAGCAUGUGGAACCUUAAUAGGGUAUUCGCUGUAAUCCGUUCUAUAGCAAUCCCUCAACUAUAUUUGCUGGAAAAAUAUUAAAAGGUAUGAAUUUUAAAAAGCGGUGAAGUGUAGAAACUGGAAAGGAAAACUUUUUCUGCGAAAAAUGUUAUCGAAUGAACUUUUCCGUGUAAACCUCCCCCAACGGAAAACUAACAACCUGUUCGAAUCAAGGUCAAAGUCGUUAUGAUCUAAACCUUCUAUUUUGUACUAACAACUUGCUCUAACAGCUCGUGUAAUAUAAACGUUUUUUUCUCUUUUAGCAUAUAAGGAGCCAGACGUUGGUUGCCCAGUUCAACUUCCUUUGCCAGGUACUGACUUCCAUCUGAGCCAAUUAACCUGAUAAAUCCUUCCUUAACUCAUGAAAAGGAGUUUUAAGCAGUUAAUAUGCUGCGGCUCUAAUCUGAUUUAAAUAUAAAUUAUCAACGAAAUAAAAGAUCAAAGAUAAGACUCGAAAGAUAAAGAUAAAAGUUUCAGUAGAGACAGCAAAGACAUCCAUUACACAGGAGAUGGACUUGGAACCAGUGUGAAACAACUCUAGUAUUCAGGAAUCUGUUUCACUUCUUGUGCGCGAAAAACGUUAUCGUACUUUGCGUAAGAAGCACCAUGGUGCAGAAACGUGUUGCUACUGAAGCACUUUCCUUUGGUGUUUUAAAAUUUCACAGUCAAAAUUAAUUAGCAAUAGGUUACGAUUUUCUUUACCAUAAUCUCUUCCUUCCUUAGUUGAUGGUGGAUACAACUCAUGGUCAGCUUGGAGUGAAUGUAGCAGGACGUGUAGCACAGGGUUCAAAGUCCGCGGGAGGUUUUGCAACAAUCCACGCCCCGCCAACGGUGGAAAAGAUUGUUCCAAGCUAGGUCCUCCACGUGAGACACUCGUGUGUAAGCCAUGGCCACCAUGUGACGGUAAGUAUAUCUCCCCUCCUCCUCCCCCCAUGUAAAGGAAUUCUGGAUUCCAUUCCAUAGUUUCCGGAUUCCAUAUACUGGAUUCCGGAUUGUUUGUCAGUGGAACUUGGAUUCCGGAUUACAAUUGUUAGUGGGAUUCCUGAUUCCUUUAGCUUUAUUACGGAUUCCAAAGUCCAGGAUUAUCGAUUUCCUGGAUUCCGGAACCCGGAUUCCCUUACCUGAUGGUGGGCGAUAUAUCCUCAACAGGGACCUUAAGGAAGGACGACGACGACGGCAGUGAAAACACCGGUAAAAAAAUGAAUUUGCGUUCUUCCAAACUUAAUCACGUCUAUUUGGACCCACUCAAUAUGUCAAAUGCAGGCGACUUUUCCUGGAGUUGAAUUCUUAAGGAUUUUAUUCAGGUUAAAAAAGAUGAAGGAAAAUUCGUCGUCGUAUGUCCACGUCCUCCAUAAAACGUCAAAUUAGGAGGUUUCACGUCGUAGUCGUGCAGUGGACGUCAAAGAAAUGUACUAAAAAGCGUGACGCACGUGCAGAGUUGUUGUUUUGGUCAUUAAAUCUAUUGUUGUUUUAACGUCGUCGUUGUGGUCGUCGUCGUAGUUGCUUAAGCUCCCUAAUAACGGCUGGUCAAAAACCAGCAACAAGCUCACAGACCCACACUACUGAAAGCCAGUUAGCCGCAGCUCUUAACAUACAAACCGUGGAUUUGGCUUGUAUUACAUGGAGUUUAUUUCAUGGCACUCAUGGCAUGAAUUCCUGUAGGGUUAACCUUGGACAUAAAUGGGCCUAAAUAAGUUUGGCCAUUAUAAGAGUUAAUGUCAAUAAAUUUAAAUACCUUACAUUUAAUGUUGGCCAUUCGAGGAGCUCAAAAAUUCGCUCUUAAUUAACAGAGAAAAUGUAAGCACCAUGUUAAGUAAUCAAGACAGCUUUAGAUGCUGGAUUUCUUACUGUGGAUUGCUGAUUCCAUGUCUGUGGAACUUGGAUUAGGGAUUGGAAUCGUCAGUGGGAUUCUGUAUUCUUCGAGCUUAAUUCCGGAUUCCACUAAAAUACCUUAAUUGUGAGUUUGUUUCAAAGCCUUAAAGUUACAAUUCCUUACUUUUAUUUGCAAUGACACUUUCCUGCUCAGGUUUCCCUAAGCACAGCCCACUUCGAAGUUCUAACGGAUUAUGUUUAAGUCCAAAACAACACUCAUGUACUGCCAGUGAAUCAGAGCCCCUUGUAUUCGACUCGGAUUGUAUAAGCGACUCUACGUGGUUUCUACUACGCGACGACGGUAUUCUCCAGCACGCAUGCUCAGAGAUGUGUGUUAGGCCCCUGAACAGUCGUGGCGUGCCUAUUGAGUGGACCCCGGUGGGGCUGUCAUCUUAUGCCUGUGAUGACCACACUCAAAGGUCAGAUUUGUAUUACACGUUAAAAGCAAUAAAGCGGAAUUAAGAAACUAUGAUCAUGGGCACCCAACGACUUUUUUCCAGUGUGAAAUAUAUGUUCGAAGGAGCGAACAUUGCCCAGAAAUUUAGAAAGCUCGCGAAAAGCUAAAACAUUUUGGGUAUCCGUUCCAUUCGUCUAAGAUAUUUGGAGGUUACCUACUGCCCCAGCUACGAUUUUCCGAGGUUGUAUUAUUCACAUUUUAUUACCAAGAUAUGGCGAAUAUUGUCAAAAUACAAGGUCUCCUGAAAAUUUUGGUAUAAAGAGAAAACGAGAGAAAUGAAGGCAGUUAGACUUCUUUGUUAUGUGUACUUGUGGAAUUGACGGUGCAUAACGCUCAAUAGCACUUUGUGCCAUUAAUUCAUUCCGUCACAAUUUGUACACAAAAAACAAAGGAUUUGUGCACCGUGUGAGAGCUCCCAUCAUAAACUGCAGCACUGUUGUUUUUAUCUUUGCUGUUCGCCGCCUUUUAUAAUCAGUCUCCUCUACUAUGUUUAAAUACAAAUGGCCAAAAAAAAAAAAAUAUGAUAGAGGAUAACCUUCUAGUUUGAGUUAAGUACCCCCUAUUACCCUUAUAAAAUAAUUGCAGAAAUGGUCUCUAACUUUAACACAAACCUUUCUAUCUGGUUGUUGUUAGAUUUCAAAAGACUCAAGGCAUGGCUCAUGGUAAAGCCAUUCAAUAUCGUACUGGGGGAAUGUGCUUACAGUCCAUCAGCGGCAACACCCCAGCUAAGGGAGAUAUUGUGUCCUUGGGUAAAAAAUGCAUGGAGGGAUCAGACGCGUACGACAGGGUGUUCACAUUCCCACAUCCUGGUAAAUGUUUCUCUUCGUUAUUGCGUUUGAGGUACGAGAACGCAACCCCUAAUUUCUGUUGAGCUUCUUUGCAUUAUUGGGUGUCCUGUGCAAUUAAUAAGCGAGGUUUUUUGGGAUUGCAUUUGUGUCGACACACAUUUGCCUCGCUUUGAGGCGCUUGCUUACGUUUUGCCUCACUUUGACGCGCUAACUCACAUGGUGAUUCACCUUUCAAACGUUUGCUGAGGUCUGCUAUUCUGUCUCCGUAAAGCGUUCAUCUUCUAAAAGUUUGCUGAAUCUACGUGAAGCGCACAUAUUUCAAGAGUUUGCUGAAGGUCUACUAUCGAUCUGUGUUUGCUGAAUCUUCCAAAACGUUUAUCUUUAAAAAGUUUCGGCGGCCGUUGUGCCACAACGAUCGCUGGAGAAUGGUUUCCAUACGAUCGCUGAACUUUUUUUUCUCAGCGAUUGUAACGAUCAUAUGGGGACCGGGCUUAAUCUAUCGCAAUAACUAUCCACCCUUCCUCCUCAACUGCUACCUGUCUGCCUGACAAACAUAAUGAACGCACUCUCCUAAGCUCCCAUUACUCCUAGUAAAUAGGACAAGAUAUUCUCAAUACUAAGUGGAGCGCGCUCGUGAGCGUCAUUUUGGCGGGAAAACGUGAUAGCCGUCGUCGUUCUACGAUGGGUUUUGGUCAAAAUGUCGUAGUAGAGGAAACAAGUUAUCAAAUGUUUGAAGUUUUAUCAUUUCACGUUCGGAAGAGGACUUACCCUCCUACAAUAAAAAUAACCAUGCUAACUUUUCACGUGAAAAAAAAAAAGAACUAUGGAGCUUUCUGGGACAAGAUAAUAAUCCUAUCAGUAUGGAUCAUUAUACGUUUCUGGGAAACUGCCCACCUACCCCUCCCCGAAACCGACAUUAAAACUUACCUCUCUCUUAGGGCAAAAUGUUGGCUUAAGGGAGGGGUAGGUGGGUAGUUUCCCAGAAACGUAUAAUGAGAAAAUCCCGUCCCCGUAGUCGUCCUCGUCUUCGAAUCUAAAGGUCUCUAAUAACUUUAAAAAUUAGUUAUAUUAGGCUAACCAAUUUCGGGCGGAUUCAAAGCCAGAUAUUAUCUCCUUUAACACUUAUUCGCGCGCUCAUUUUUGAAAGUUGAAUUUUCUGGUUUCUCCUCCCCCCCCCUCAAAGAACAACAAAGAUAUUUCAGCCGAGUGUUAGCGCACGCAGUGUUUUCGUAGAUACGAGUAUACUCCUGAUCAUUUGGUUGCUCAGUAUUUUACAUCACCACACAACUAUUUUAGAUUGUGCCUAUGGCCUGCAAACCGGCCUGAUGGGUGACUCGCAUUUGAGCAGUACCUCUAUGCUUAGCAGUAAUUAUGCAGCACCUUAUGGAAGAUUACGGAACAGGACCAGUGCUUGGUGUCCAAGAAGGUACGGACGUUAUAUGCCUCAUUACAAUCACAUUUCACGGAUCGAGGCACCAUUAAACAUUCUAGAAACGUCAACGUAACUAUGUGAAAUGAGCAACGUAGGAGAAUGGGGCAACGGCCUGUAAAAGGAUUUUGAAAGAGCUUUCAUUGUAUCAUAAGAUCUCCUCCAGUUAAAAAGUGUUUUACAUGGAUAAAAAAUAGAUACUCCAUCUAUAAGCCACUUUUAGCGUUCGCAGUUCAGCUUGGGUGAGAAACGGUAUGCACUUAAUUUUAUGCCAGGAUCAUACCUCAUAACCAGUUGAUAAAUAACAAGAAGAGGAAUUCAUAUUUACUCAAGUAAAGCCACGUCAAGUUUUCUGAAGUAUACAUAGGAAAAUACGCAACAGUGGAAAGUCACCCUAAAUGACCUUCCCGUCUUACACAGGUGAACGCAUAGUGCCCAUGCGUCGUUUGCGCAGAUGGAUUGAAGUUGCUACUGGCAAAAAAGGCGCGAAUCAGUUAUACGAGUUUCUCGCGUUUAUGCAAGAUAUGUUCGAAUAGCUGGUACAUUUCGCGUCUUAAGACGGUUCUUUAAUUUUUCUUCGUAUAAAUGGCCCCAUUAUUUACUUAUUUUGUGAACUUCUUGCUACAAAUGGACAGCAAACACGUAUGAUUCUGUUCGGUAAAAAAGUUAUGUGUGCUAUGUACUUUUGUUAUAUAUUUCAGUGAUGAUAAAAAUCCAUACUUUAAAGUUGAUCUUGGUUAUCCAGACGAAAUAAAAGGUGUGGCUACUCAAGGCAAAGAUAUCCAAGACGGGAAAUACUGGUUUGUGAGAUCAUUUGCGAUGAGUUUCAGCCUGGAUGGGAAAACAUGGUUUAACUACACUGGAGAUGGAUCGAGAACUAAGGUCAGCGUGGAGGAGGGCGUUCUCUAGUUUAUAUCCUAUUUAGUACACUUGAGCCAAACAAAUAACAAAAAAAAAACCGAAUUGAUCUUUAGGUGGAUAUGGAGAGAGCUAAGGAGAAAAUAAAGGAAUAACCUGGUGCCUUAAUCUAGCAAAUAAUUAAAUUGGCUUUAGGAUCAGUAAAAGAUUCUUGGAAGCUGUUAGCAUUUCAUUUCUACACGACCUAUAACCAAGACAUAAAGGAAGGAGGAAAAUGACAGUUCCAGAAAUUUGGAGGCUGCGCUGGAGACUGGGUGGGUUUAAUGUCGAAUUGCACUAUGGGACAGACUUGGAAGAAGAAUUUCGACCCAGUUUCUCGCACAACUUCGUAAUAGCCAAAAAAGGAAGUGACGACGUCCCAUAGUCCCAUAGUACAAUUCGACACCACCGAUCCAGUCUUCCGCUCAACCUUUAAAUUGCCUAUUAUCAGCUAAUGCUACUGGUUUUAUAUGUUUGUAUGCAGGUUUAGGCUUUGUGUACUCUAUAAAGGGGCUACGUCUCGAGGAUGUUGUUGUUCUGGGUCAAUUCUGUGCUGAACUCAUUACUUAGUACCUUUACCCAUACAUAAAAAUGCUCCAGUCCAGUUACCAUGCAUUGUCAAAUCGUAAAAUUUCAUUAGCGAGCACUAACAAUAAUAAUUUUUUUUUGGUGAAUUUGCAGGCAUAGUAUUAAAAAUUGAAAGCUUGUGCAUAACGUUUUUUUUAAGUUUCAUGAUCCAUGUCCAUCCUUGCCAUCCGUUGUAAUAGGCGACAGGAAACAUUUUCAAACCUAACAAUAGUCUUAAAUAACUAACCUGGACCAUUAUGUCUCGAAUUCAAUUGAUUGGAAAAAAGGUUUAGCUUUUUAAAGAGGUAGGAAAUAACACAACAUAGCGCCUUUAAGUUACUCUUGUUUCCGUCUCUGUUAAGAUCAAACUGCUGUGUCGUUCAACUAUUAUCUAACCCAGUUAACUGAGAUUGAUCUAACUUUUGGCUUACUCAUAUUUCCUAUUCAUAACAUUCUCAGAUAUUCAAUGGUAAUUCUCAUCCGUUAAUUGUGGAGCCAAAUCCAAUAGAACCCUCAGUCACAGCUCGAUACGUACGAAUAAAUCCAGUUAAUUGGAACCAGAAGCCUUGUCUUAGAUUGGAACUAUACCGAUGUUCGAUAAAAGACGGUGAGUACUAA